Molecule: messenger RNA, 1671 nt
Organism: Vanessa atalanta (red admiral)
Lineage: Eukaryota; Metazoa; Arthropoda; Insecta; Lepidoptera; Nymphalidae
Product: methanethiol oxidase
Exons: 11
Coding region: 91-1509 (472 amino acids)
Molecular function (GO): selenium binding
Source: RefSeq, a predicted model, not a curated record
UUUUGUUAGUGAUGUCAGCUCACGCGCAGGAGUCGGUUGCUUGACUUGUAUUUAGUGUUGAAUUUGUAAUAGUAAUUGUCAUUUUACGAAAUGUCCUGUUGUAAGCUCGGACCGGGAUACGCAUCCCCACUUGACGCAUACAGAAACGGCCCCAGGGAAGGGUUACUUUAUGUUGUGUGCGUGCAACCAGACUCGAGUAAGGAGGACUACCUCGCUACUGUCGACGUGGACCCUAAAUCACCCACAUACAGCCAGGUCAUUCAUCGGACAUACACUGGCAGCGUUGGAGACGAGCUUCAUCACAGUGGAUGGAAUGUUUGUUCGAGUUGCCACGACAAUCCGGAACUGAAAAGAAAUUUCCUUAUACUGCCUGGCUUACAUUCCUGCAAUGUCUUCGUUAUUGACGUUGGCACAAACCCACGCAAGCCAGAGCUGCAUAAGGUAAUCGACGGCUCCGAGUUUAGGUCAUUCAACUGCACUUUUCCUCAUACGACACAUUGCUUAGCCAGCGGAGAAAUCAUGAUUUCGACUAUGGGCGAUGAAAACGAAAACGGAAAAGGGGAUUUUGUGCUUAUUGAUUCGAAAACUUUGCAAGUGACAGGCACUUGGACGAAAGGGAAGAAAGCAAAGUUUGGUUAUGAUUUCUGGUACCAACCUUAUCACGAUGUAAUGGUUGCUUCAGAAUGGGGUAGUCCAAAAUUCUUCAAAUCGGGUUUCCAUGAGGACGACGUUCCUAACUCAGAGAGAUAUGGGACCUCUCUAAAUAUUUAUAAAUGGUCUACUCACGAGAUAGAACAAGUCAUAGAUUUAGGUAGCGAGGGAUGUGCGCCCCUUGAGAUCAGAUUCCUUCAUGAUCCUAAAUCCGCACAAGGAUUUGUCGGAUGCGCUGUCGAGGCUAACGUAUACAGGUUCUAUAAAUUGGACAAUGGAAAGUGGAAGGCAGAUAAAGUAAUCGAUAUUCCAGCAAAAAGAGCUAUAAAAAAUGGCGUUGAAACUGACAUCAAUGGUUUAAUGUCCGAUAUUAUUCUAUCACUGGAUGACAAGUACUUAUACAUUUCGUGCUGGUUACACGGAGAUGUGAGACAAUAUGACGUAUCUGACCCAAAGAACCCGAAGCUGAAAGGCCAUGUUCAUUUAGGCGGAGAAAUUGUGAAUUAUGGCCUGAAAGUCGUUGAAGAUAAAGAGCUGAAGGAACCUCCUAAGCCGGUAAUAGUAAAAGGUAAACGAUUACAAGGAGCGCCUCAGAUGCUGCAGUUAUCUUUGGAUGGAAAACGCUUGUACGUGUCUUCAUCGCUUUAUUCUCCAUGGGAUAAACAAUUCUAUCCACAAAUGACAAAAGAGGGAGGUUGGAUGGUCAAGUUGGACGUAGACACGGUUAACGGAGGCAUGAAAUUAGACCCGGAUUUUCUUGUCGACUUCGGUAAGGAACCGAACGGGCCAGUUUUGCCGCAUGAAAUGAGAUAUCCGGGGGGCGACUGCACUUCAGAUAUUUGGUUGGCUGAAAAUUAACUAAGUAAAUUGCUCUGCCAAUAUUUUUAUACGCUAUCCCUUAUUAUAUUAUGAUGUAAGCAUGUUCUGGAUCGUAUACUGUGUUAAUAUAAAAAUAAUUAAUCUAUAUCAAAGUGUAAAACGAUUUUUUGUACAAAGCAAUAAAUAUAUGAUUGAAUAAUU